UCUCCUAGCCAGCGCCUUUUCCAGAGAGCGGGCAGUGGUCUCUUGUUUUUGUUGUGUCUAAGCGUGCAAGUGGAAAAACAGGCCAUGGACCCUUAAAAGUUGCAAAUUUUGGAUCGUCUUUCACAUCUCUAACCACAAUGGCCAAAGCAAGUGUUAAAUUUAACUGAGUCAAUUGAAUCAGUUGAUUUCUGAAAUGGCGCCGACUCCUGCACCAUCAGGGUCAACAGACCCCCAGACCCAAAUGAACACCUAUCGGUCAUUCGUCACCAUGCUUGGUGAUCCGAAAGCAAAAGAAGAAAUCAAACUCAAAGCUGCACAGGAACUUAGUGAGAACUUUGAGGUUAUUAUUACUUCAUCUCAAUAUCCAACAUUUUUGGAUCACACAUUACCUAUUUUUAUUAAGAUUCUUCAAGAAGGAGAACCACAUUUUAUUGCAGAGUACAAUAUACAGCAAAUCCGAAAACUUUUGUUGGAAAUGAUUCAUAGAUUGCCUACAAGUGACCAUCAAAGAGAACAUUUACGACAUCAUCUUGACUCCAUUAUCAAGCUCAUGUUGGAUCUCAUGAAAGUUGAUAAUGAAGAGAAUGUCCUAGUGUGCUUACGUAUUAUCAUAGAGCUGCACAAACAGUUUCGCCCUGCCUUCAAUCCUGAGAUUCAGAGAUUCCUCUCAUUCGUGAAAAACAUCUACAAGCAACUUCCAAAUCAUUUAAACAAGAUAUUUGAAGCUCCUCGUCCCAUGCGAGUCAAGGACAUUAAUGAAAUAAAUCUGAAUAAUCUCCUCUGUGAAACAUUCACUGCUACUACAAUUCAAAGUGAAAAGAAAUCUCCUGAUGGUUCUAGUGUAUCUUACAAUUUAAUACCAAAAGCUAUUCUUUCAUUAAAAGUUCUCCAAGAACUUCCAAUCAUUGUUGUGAUAAUGUAUCAGCUAUACAAACAAGCUGUUCAUCAAGAUGUAGCAGAUUUUAUUCCACUUAUCAUGCGAACCAUCACUUUACAGCCCACUCCUCAAGUCAAGGAGAGUAGCAAUUUCAACAAAGAGGUUUUUGUUGAUUUCAUGGGAGCACAGAUCAAGACAUUGUCCUUCUUAGCAUACAUGGCCCGCAUAUAUCAGACUGAGGUCACAAAAGAGGCUCCUUUGUUGGUGAAGGGAAUGUUGGGUCUCCUCUCCCUGUGUCCAAUGGAAGUAGCGUAUCUCAGGAGGGAUCUCCUCAUUGCUGCUCGGCACAUUCUUAAUACUGACUUGCGCCUUGAGUUUGUACCAGUCAUGGAUAAACUAUAUGAUGAAAAUAUCCUACUUGGCCGUGGAUGGACAACUUAUGAAUCUCUCAGACCUCUGGCCAACAGUGUACUAGCUGAUGUGGUCCACCAUGUUCGUCAGCGCCUCUCUUUGGUUGAUUUGGCUAAAGCUGUGCAUAUUUUCUCAAUGAAUGUGCAUGAUGAGACACUUCCUGUUUCCAUUCAAACCAUGUCCUGCAAGUUAUUAUUAAAUUUGGUGGAUUGCAUUCGCCUUCGAGGUGAUGCAGACAACCAAAGUGCCACAUCACGUGAGCUUCUAAUGAGGAUGCUUGAAGUUUUUGUUUUAAAGUUCAAGACAAUUGCCAAACAGCAGCUGCCUGUUCUAACACGCAAUAAUUCUGCUGCCAUCAAAGCCAAUCCUCUUCAACAAUCACAAGGCAUGAUAGGAAUUGUUCAAAGUCAGGGCUUGCAGGCACCUGGCACACCAACCCGCCCUCCAGCCCCAUCAACUCCAGGAACCCCAACACCUUCACCAGGAGUUGAUGUGAAGCCAGUGGUCCAUCCUCUGAUCAACAUACCAGAUGUUGCAAGACCAAUCAUAAAGCCUGAUCCAGAGAAAGACAAAACUAAAUUUGGAUUCCCUGCUUCUCAGGCUAACUCUUAUACGGUUGCAGAUUGUCGUAGUCUGGUAAAAACAUUGGUUGGAGGAGUGAAAACAGUUACUUAUGGUUGUGCAGUUCCUAGGGCUGGUGUGGCCCCAGAUGCCACUACUCCACGACCUUUCUUACCAUUCCAGCCCAAAGAGACUCUUCUUUUCAUUCGACUGGUAAAGUGGGCAUUGCAAGCACUUGAUGUUUAUACUUUGCCUCUAGCCCCUGGUAUGGCUGCUGUCCCAGCCGGUGUGCAGCGUCCUAUAAAUGUACCAAAUGUACGGACUAAGGAGGAGAAGGAAGUGCUGGAGCACUUUGCUGGAGUGUUCUCCAUGAUGCAUUCUCAAACGUUCCAAGAGAUCUUCUCAAAUACAAUUGAUUACAUGGUUGAUCGCAUCUACAACAAUUUUGCAUUGCAAAUUAUAGGCAAUUCAUUUCUUGCUAAUCCUAAUACAUCACCAAUUUUUGCAACUGUUCUUGUUGAGUACUUACUACAACAUAUGGCAGAAAUGGGCAGCACAGUUGAGAGAUCAAGUCUCUAUCUGCGUCUCUUCAAACUUGUUUUUGGUUCUGUUUCACUUUUCCCUCAGCAAAAUGAACAUAUGUUGAAGCCCCAUUUGCAUCAAAUUGUCAAUAGGUCUAUGGAACUAGCAAUGACUGCCAAAGACCCCUACAAUUAUUUCCUUUUAUUGAGAGCUCUAUUUCGAUCCAUUGGAGGAGGCAGCCAUGACUUGCUGUAUCAAGAAUUCCUUCCACUAUUGCCAGAUCUCCUUCAGGGUUUGAACUCCCUUCAGUCUUCACAUCACAAGCAGCAUAUGAAAGACUUAUUUGUUGAACUGUGCCUCACAGUUCCAGUACGACUUAGUUCGCUGCUGCCCUACCUUCCUAAGUUAAUGGAUCCACUAGUAUCUGCCCUGAAUGGUUCCCCAACACUUAUCAGUCAGGGUUUGCGUACUUUGGAGCUUUGUGUGGAUAAUUUACAACCAGACUUUUUGUAUGAACAUAUACAACCAGUAAGAGCUGAUCUUAUGCAAGCUCUUUGGAGGACUGUGCGCAACCCCACUGACAAUGUUGCCAACGUCGCUUUUCGAGUGUUGGGCAAAUUUGGCGGUGGUAAUCGGAAGAUGAUGACUGAGCCCCAGAAGCUGGAGUUCAGUACUCGGGAUUCUCCAGGACCUGCCAUUGUGGCCAGUUUUCCAGAUUACAGCAAGCAUAUUGAGAUUCCUGUAGAAAAGGUCAUUGAAUCUGCAUUAGCUGCUUUGAAGCACUCAAACACAGACUCAUUUUACCGAAGAUUGUCAUGGGAUGUCAUACGCUGCUUUUUAGUUGCCAGUCUCCAUUUAGAUGAUGAUUUGCAAUCAAUGCUGACACUAUUCUCUCAUCCAGGGUUCAAAGAGAAGCCCAUUGUUACCAACCAAGGUCCACCGUAUAAAAUGGCUGAUCAGCAAACAAGGCAGAUUUAUCAAACCGCUUUAACAGGAAUGUUUGUGGCUGCUGCUAUCAAGGAACUUAGAAAGGAUGUUUUACCAACGAUGGUUUCUCUUGUGCGCCACUGCACUUUGGUGUCAAUUGCUCAAACAGCUGGACCAUCUGGUACUCCUGAAGGUACUCCUGGAGUCACAAACACAAGUGGAUGGGGUAAAGAAGGAAUGGAUGCCAUGGUACUCCUGGAUGCCCUGGCUGUCAUCAUGGGCCAUGAAGAGAAAGAACUGUGCAAACCUGGUCGUUUAGCCUUGGUUCUUAUCUUACAGACAGCAUUCAACAUACUAGGAUCUAAAGAAAGGGCCUGCCGUCUUCCCAUGAUGGAAUACUUAGCAGAACGCAUGUGCUCUCUUUGCUAUGAUCGAGCUUGGUAUGCCAAACUUGGUGGUUGCAUUGCUAUCAAGUUUCUGGUUGAGAGAAUGGCACUUCGUUGGGUCUUUGAACAUCUUUUCCAGUUCGUCAAAGCACAGCUGUUUGUCAUGAUGGAUUUGACUGGAGAGGUUUCUACUGGAGCAAUUGAUAUGGCUAAGUCCAAUCUUGAAAAGAUGUUGGCACAAUGUGCAAAGCCUGUAGAGCCAGACGGAACGAAUGAAGAAUUAAUAAAUGCUCAAAGAAAAAGUGUUUUGGAAGUUACCUACGAACUUGUUCGUCAGGUUACGUGCCCAACAGACUCUUUGCGAGAAGAGAGCAUGACUUUGCUUAAGAUAUUAGCAGAAGCCCAAGGAAAAUCUGUCGUUGAAGUUAUGGAUCCCCACAAAGAAGUGCUAGCUGACAUGAUUCCACCUAAGAAGCAUCUUUUGCGUCAUCAAGCAGCCAAUGCCCAAGUGGGCCUUAUGGAAGGAAAUACUUUCUGCACCACUCUAAGCCCACGCUUAUUCACGAUAGACUUGAGCAUUGUAGAGCACAAGGUUUUCUUUCAUGAAGUCAUGGCACUUUGUGAAGUUGAAGAUGUUCAGCUUCAAAAGUGCCCUUGCUACAAAAAUGUUAACAAUCUUGCGCCACUUCGACGUGCUGCUCUACGUGCAUUAGCAGCAUGCCAUUACAUUGAGGAAAAAAGGGAGAAAAUAUUCAAUGCUCUUUUCAAAGCCUUGGAUUGGCCUCAACCUGAAUUGCAAGAUGCAGCUUUUCAAUGCAUGCAAAGCUUUGUUAAAGGAUUCCAAGUUAACAUGGAAAUGGUACAUGAUGUCAUGCGCCCUCUUCUGAUGUCCCUGAAAGAUUCUAGACAACUGACUCUACGAGGCUUGCGUAAACUCCUGUAUUUAGUGAAACUUUUCCCAUCAAGCUUUAAGGAAACAUUGACGGAGAAACUUCUUUUCCAUCUUCACUCAUUGUUUGAGACUUUAGCUGCUGGCAAUCGAAGUGGGGAAGUAAAAGCUUUGUCAAAAGAUGGGGAAACAGAACAGAAGGCUAUUACUAUCAUGGGUAUCAUUGAGUGUAUUCCGACAAGUGAGGGUCCUCAAUCUAGACUUGUUUCUCAGAUUGUGAAACUUGUAUUACACCUUGAGAAGCAAGUCAACAUGGAGCCUGCCUCACCUUUCCGUGAGCCUCUCAUGCAAGUUCUUUUACGAUUUGCUAAAGUUGCAACUGAUGUCUUUCUGAGUGAUGACUUUAUGAAGGAUCGUCAGAGGAGUCGGUACUUGGAAUAUUUAAUCAAACACCCUGAAGGCAAACCAUUCCAACAGUAUUUGCAAAAUAACUCCCAGAGACUCCAAGAGCUCUGUCUGGGACGUUCUCAGGUAUCAGUGCAGGCAGCUGUUGCUGGACAAGCUCCUACAGCAACUCUUUCAGCUUUAGAUAAAUCUGAACUGCGGUAUCAAAGCAUCAGGAUAACUGCCUUAUUGAUGAAGCAAGAUAACCAGUGGCUUGCCACUCAGCAAGCCCUGAUUGACACCUACCAAAGAAUUUGGUGCAGUGAUGACUAUUUGGAAACACACAGGUCUAUUGAUGGAGUAGAUGCCUUGCACUGGAAAGAGCCCAAACUCCUCUGCAAAAUACUUUUACACUACUUUGGUCAUCAUCCAAAUGACAUCAGUCUGCUUUUCCAUCUGCUACGGGCAACAACAGCUCGUUACCUACCCGACUUUCAGUUUCUUCGAGAUUUCCUUGAAAAUACAGUUGCUCAAAGUUACACUGUGGAUUGGAAGCGAUCAGCAUUCUUUAAAUUUGUAGAGAUAUUCCCUCAACCAAAUUUGUCUCCUGAACUCAAGAGUAAAAUUCUUCAACUCAUCCUCAUUCCAUGCUUUGCUGUUAGUUUUGAUAGAGGAGAAGGUGACAAAUUGGUGGGAAGUACUCCAACUCCUGAGCAAGACCACCCUGAUAACAUAGUCUCAGUCUUCAUAACCAAGGUAAUUGACCCUGAAAAUGCAGCUAAUUCCUCAGACUGUGUGAGAAUAUUGCUUCUCCAGUUGUCAUGUUUACUGGUGGAACAAGCAUCAGCUCAUAUUCAUGAUGCUGGGAACAAAAGACAAGGAGCCAGACUGCGUCGCCUCAUGACAUUUGCAUGGCCUUGUCUUCUGGGCAAGAGUUGUGUUGACCCUGCCACUCGGUAUCAUGGUCACCUUCUCCUGUCCCACAUUAUAGCUCGUUUUGCUAUUCACAAGCGAAUUGUUCUGCAAGUUUUUCACAGUUUACUGAAAGCUCAUGCAGUCGAAGCCAGAUCAGUUGUUCGACAAGCCCUAGAAAUCCUUACACCUGCUAUGCCUGUUCGAAUGGAGGAUGGUAAUACUAUGCUUACCCAUUGGACCAAGAAAAUAAUUGUUGAGGAGGGUCACUCUCUACAGCAACUUUAUCAUAUACUUCAACUGGUUGUACGCCACUACAAGGUGUACUACCCUGUUCGCCAUGCGUUAGUUCAGAACAUGGGCGACUCAAUUCAGAGACUUGGUCUCAAUCCCACUGCAACUUUUGAUCAGCGCAAGCUUGCUGUAGACUUGGCUGAAGUUAUAAUAAAAUGGGAGUUGCAGAGAAUAAAAGAGGAGGCUGAAGCUCAGGAUCAGAAUGUACUGGCUGGAGUUGUGAAACGACUGUCCACAGAAGAUCCCAAUGAAGCGAACCGCAAACGGCUAGCUUUGGGAAAUGGCAGCACUCCCACAGCAGCUGUUCCAACUGGGGCAGAAGGAGCCAGUCCGGCUCAAAGUACGGCAGAGCCUGGCAGCACAAAGCCCAUUGACAGGCAACAUGCAGAUGCUGUUAUAAAUUUCCUCCUCCGCUUGGCCUGCCAAGUCUGUUCUCCCACGGAGUCGGCCGCCGCGGCCGCUGCGUCCGCUGCGGCGAACAGUGCGGCUGUGGGAGGCACCCCAGGAGAACAACUGUCAAGGCGAUGUGUGAACCUCAUCAAGGCUGCUCUCAAGCCAGACAUGUGGCCCCACGAGUGUGACCUGAAACUUGGCUGGUUUGACAAAGUCUUGUGCACUCUGGAGAGUCCAAACCCUCAUUUUGGAAACAUAUGCACUGCCUUGGAGCUUCUGACAUUCUUGGUAUCUGUCAUGACUAAGCAACAAAUUCUGAAUGCUUUUAAAUCUUUGUCCAAGGGCUUGUUCCUUUGCAUCACCUCUACAAACACAAGUGUUAUUCGUCUCAUUCAUGGUUUGCUGGUGCGGCUCAUGAACAUCUUCCCCACAGAACCAGCCACAUCACAUUCUGCCUCAAAAUAUGAAGAAUUGGAGUUCCUUUACACAAAUAUUGAAAGGGUUGUUUUCGACGGUCUAGGUAACUAUGAAAAGACCGGGGAGACUAGUCCUUUAUUUGGCACAUUGAUGAUCUUAAAAGCAGCAUGUACCAACAACCCUGGAUACAUUGAUCGUCUUCUUGCACCAUUUUUCCGUGUCCUCCAAAAGGUGCAAAGAGAGCACCUCCAUAAUCAGCAACAAGCCAAUGCAAUGCUGAAUGAGCUGUUGAUUCUAUGCUUGGACUUGAUCAAGAAUCGAGUCCACAAGAUGAUGGACAUGCGAAAAGUUUUUGUUAAUACCCUACUUGUUGGUCUUAUUGAGCGAACAAAUGAUGCUAAAGUCAUGAAAGCUAUUUGCAAGAUGGUGGAAGAUUGGAUGAAAUGUGGAGGAAAGUCAGCAUUAGAGGCACCAAGUCCUAAAGAAACUUCUCUCCUGCUUGUUAAAAUGAUGGCCCAUGUUGAAAAGCGAUUCCCUGAAGACCGAGAACUGAAUGCUCAAUUCUUAGAGCUUGUUAUUCAAGUUUAUCGUGAUGAAAAUCUUAAACAUACUGACCUGACAACCAAACUUGAACCAGCAUUCCUGGCGGGAUUACGCUUCCCUGUGCCCAAUGUUCGUGCCAAAUUCUUUGAAGUUUUUGAUCAGUCCAUGCCCAAAUUUUUGCAUGAGCGUCUCCUCUACAUUGUGUGCAGUCAGAACUGGGAGCACAUGGGACCACAUUACUGGAUUAAACAGUGCCUGGAGCUCCUAACAACAACAGCUGUCUCUAAUGUUCGCAUUCAGCUUGCCAAUAAAAAUCACCUGUUGCCUAGUCUUACGGGAGCUGCAGCGCUUGUUUCAGCUAGUGCAUCUGGCACUGUUACCUUUGAAGGAGUUCCUUCAGUUCCAAUCAAGCAGGAACAGCCAGAUGUGUCUGAAGUUGGUUGUGAUCAAGCAGUAAGAGAUGAGGAAUUGGAUAUGGAACUGCAAAGCAAUGAAAGGGAGAGAAAAAAUGAUGCCCGAGUGCUGUUGCCUCAGCAAAUGAAGUUCCUUAUCAAGUCGAGAGAAAUGACCACGGGUCAGUUCCUGUAUGCAGCAGCUCAGUUAUGUCACAUGGAUACUGCAUUGGCCGAAAGCAUGUGGUUGGAUGUGUUUCCUCGACUUUGGUCAAUACUCUCUGACCACCAGCGGGAUGCACUUCGAACUGAAAUUGUUCCAUUUUUGGCAAGUGGAGCGCAUGUUGUCCAGAAAGACUGUCAGCCUUCUGCACUGAACACCUUCACUGAAGCCCUGGCAAGGUGUAACCCUCCUGUGCAAAUCAAACCGUCCGUCAUGCUUUAUUUGGGAAAAUCCCAUAAUUUGUGGCAUCGAAUGGCCUUGUCUCUGGAACAGAUGGCGAUUGAGGCUGGUGCAAAUGCUCAGCAUAAACUGAAAAGAGAUGCUGUUGACUGCUAUGACUUUGAGCCAGAUAACUCUCGUCAAGGGGAGAUAAUUGAUUCCUUAGCAAGUAUGUACUCAUCUCUCUGCGAAGAAGACAUGUGGGCUGGACUCUGGCAAAAGCAAGCCAAGAUUCGGGAAACAGCCACUGCUAUAGCCUAUGAACAGCAGGGUUUCUUUGAGCAAGCCCUUGGUGCCUAUGAACUAGCCAUGAAUAAAAUACGAAUGGAGUACUGCUCUGCACCGAUUCCCCCCAACAUGAACUCUGAGGUUAUGCUAUGGGACAAGCAUUGGACAAGAUGUGCCAAAGAAUUAAAUCAGUGGGAAAUGUUACUGGAGAUUGGAACUUCCAAGAUUAACCCAAAUCCAAUGCUUGUACUGGAGAGUGCGUGGAGGGUUCCUAAAAUGCCACUGAUGAAGGAAGCUCUCACACAAGUGGAGCAAAAUUUCCCAAAAGAAUAUGCAUGGAAGGUUCAUCUCUAUCGUGGCUUUGUAGCCAUCUUGCACCCUGAAGAAAAGAGAUUAACUCAAGUAGACCGGUGUGUUGAGCUAGCCACCAAUUGCUGCAUGCGCGAAUGGCGACGUCUUCCGCGCAUUGUGUCGCACAUUCAUCUUCCACUACUUCAAGCUGCCCAACAAAUCAUGGAGCUACAAGAAGCAGGCUCAAUUCAUCAGGGCCUAAAUGCUGCGCGAACUAACUCAGUCCAUGAUAUGAAAGCCAUAGUGAAAACUUGGCGCAAUCGCUUGCCAGUUAUUCAAGAUGAUCUAAGUCACUGGUCAGACAUUCUCGUAUGGCGCCAACAUCAUUACUCUAUCAUAGCAAAUCACUACGAUGCCCAAAAUGAACAAACCUCAAAUCACUCGAUGCUUGGUGUACAUGCAUCUGCUCAGGCCAUCAUUCAUUUUGGAAAGAUUGGACGGAAACAUAAUCUAACUGGUGUCUGUCUGGAUUCUUUAUCCAGAAUUUACACUAUUCCAAGUGUGCCUAUUGUAGAUUGUUUCCAAAAAAUCAGACAGCAGGUCAAAUGCUAUUUGCAAAUGGCAUCUGUGUCUGGCAAAACUGAACUUCAGGAAGGGCUGGAAGUCAUAGAAUCAACCAACUUGAAGUACUUCACAAAAGAAAUGACAGCAGAGUUCUAUGCUCUGAAGGGCAUGCUACUGGCUCAAAUUGGUCGAUCGGAUGAAGCAAACAGAGCGUUUUCUGCUGCUGUGCAGAUGCAUGAUACAUUAGUAAAAGCCUGGGCUCUCUGGGGUGACUAUUUAGAAGCCAUUUUCACUCGAGAUCCCAAGCUUAUUUCCAUUGGUAUUUCUGCUAUCAUUUGUUUCCUGCAUGCUUGUCGUCAUCAGAAUGAGUCUAAAUCAAGGAAAUACCUAGCUAAGGUUUUGUGGCUGUUGACUUAUGAUGAUGAACAGUUCUCUUUAACAUCAGCUGUAGACCAGUACUCUGUUGGAGUACCCCCAAUCCAGUGGCUUCCAUGGAUUCCCCAACUCCUUACUUGCCUUGCUCGCAAUGAAGGAAAGCAGAUACUGAAUCUUCUAUGCCAGGUUGGCAGGAUGUUCCCCCAAGCAAUUUACUUCCCCAUUCGAACUCUGUACCUGUCGCUGAAGAUUGAGCAGCGGGAGCGCUACAAGGCCCAGGCCCAGGCGCAGGCGCGCGAGGCAGAAGGUGCAGCGAAUGCAGUGAAUGCCGCCAAUGCUGCAAAUGCAGCCAAUGCGGCCAAUGCCAAUCCAGCAGGCGCUGCAAAUGCAGCCGGCGGCCCGCAGCCGCAAGCCGCGCAAGGACCCUCAGAAGCUGGUCCCAUCAGGGCCACGCCGUCCAUGUGGAGGUGCUCCAGAAUCAUGCACAUGCAGAGGGACAUUCAUCCGACAAUCCUUUCGUCCCUGGAAGGUGUUGUGGACCAAAUGGUUUGGUUCCGAGAGAACUGGUACGAGGAAGUGCUCCGUCAGCUGAAGCAAGGGCUAGCAAAAUGUUACACCAUAGCUUUUGAUGAACGUGCUAAUGUCAGCAAGGCUAACAUAACUCCACAUACUGCUAAUUUUAUCCGCAAAAUUGUAUCUACCUUUGGUGUCGGCAUUGAAAAUAUAAAUAACAGCUCAGUGUCAGCGGCAUUUAGCUCUGCAGCUUCAGAGAGUCUUGCAAGAAGGGCUCAGCUUACCAUACAAGACCCAGUCUUUCAGCAUAUGAAGAGACAGUUCUCUGCUGAUUUAGAUUUUUCAGUUCCUGGUUCAAUGAAAUUACACAACCUGAUUGCUAAAUUGAAGAAGUGGAUCAAGGUGCUGGAGGCCAAAGUGAAAACUCUACCAAAGUCUUUCCUUAUUGAGGAAAAGUGUCGCUUCUUAAGCAACUUUAGUUUGCAGACAGCAGAAAUUGAACUCCCUGGGGAGUUCCUACUUCUGAAGCAUCCCCAUUACUAUGUCCGAAUCUCACGAUUCAUGCCUCGUGUUGAGAUUGUGCAGAAACAUAAUUCUGCUGCAAGACGCAUGUACAUCCGAGGCCACAACGGCAAAAUCUAUCCUUAUCUUGUAGUGAACGAUUCUGGUCUGGGCGAUGCCAGAAGGGAAGACCGUGUUUUGCAGGCUCUUCGGAUGCUGAACCAUUACCUUGGGAAGCAGAAGGAGACAGCACGGAGGUUCCUUUAUUUCACUGUUCCUCGAGUUGUAGCUGUUUCACCUCAGAUGAGGCUGGUGGAAGAUAACCCUUCGUCAAUAUCCCUACUUGACAUAUUGAAGCAAGGAUGUCAGAGUCUGGGUAUUGAGCAUGAAACUCCUAUCGCUCGUUACUAUGAAAGACUUGUGAACCUCCAGGCCCGUCAAGCACCUGUAAGCCAUGGUGUUUUGAGAGAAGUUCUGAAAGAAGCACAGAUAUCAGUUCCUCGGACUCUAGUUCGUGAUUGGGCCAGACGUACAUUCCCUACUGCCACAGAUUACUGGACAUUCCGCAAAAUGGUCGCGCUGCAGUUGGCUCUAAACUGUUUAGCCGAGUAUGUGUUACAUUUGACAAGGCUAAAUCCUGACAUGCUGUAUGUGCACCAAGAUUCUGGCUUCAUCAAUGUAUCCUAUUUCAAAUUCGAUCUCAAUGAACAAGGUGAACUCGAUUCAAACCGCCCGGUUCCAUUUAGACUCACUCCGAAUCUCAUGGAACUCCUUGGACCUGUGUGUGUGGCAGGCCCUCUGACAGCAAGUAUGAUAGCAACAGCUCGAUGCCUUGCUCAACCUAGUUUCAAGGUUCAAACAAUACUGCGUGCUGUCCUGAAGGACGAAAUGAUUGCUGGUCACAAGAAGAAGGAGGAUUCUGGAGCUGGUGAUCUAGCAAAUGCUGUAGCAACACUUGCUCAAACCCCUGCUGAUGUUGGUGGUGAGGUUGUUAUGGCACACGUUACUCGAGCUGUGGCAGCUAUCAGUCAAAAGCUUAAUAGUUUAGCCAAUUUUGACGGUGUAGAAAGCAAGGUCAGCACUUUGGUUGCUGCUGCAAAUAGCCAUGACAAUUUGUGUAGAAUGGACCCUGCAUGGCAUCCCUGGCUGUAGACGUAUUCACCACUCACUUUUUGUGGGUAACUUUGUGAUAAUAUAAUUGUUGUAUUUUAAAUGGUCAAGCUAUAGUCAAUUUGUUGUGCACCUGUACAUAUAUGUGUAUAUGUAAAUAGAUUUCUGUAUGAACUAUACUAUGUAUGAUGAAAUAUCAGCAGUAUUUAUGUAACAAUGAUUAUUUUUAGAUAGAGUUGGUAUUGCCACUGUAGGACCAAUAUUUUUAUGAUCUUCUUUUAAAAAUGACUGAAAAUGAAUUAUCCCUAGAAGAUAUUUUUCCUGUGUGAAUAAUAGGUUUUAGGAAUACUCUGGCACUUAAAAAUUUGUGUGUAGUGUACAAACUCUUGCUUUGUGUAAAAUGAUCUAAUCAUGUAUGUAAAUUAUCUCAAGUAAUUUAAAUAAAUGAUACUGGAAAGUACAAAUA
Molecule: messenger RNA, 12398 nt
Organism: Thrips palmi
Lineage: Eukaryota; Metazoa; Arthropoda; Insecta; Thysanoptera; Thripidae
Gene: Nipped-A
Product: transformation/transcription domain-associated protein
Exons: 52
Coding region: 194-11974 (3926 amino acids)
Biological process (GO): DNA repair; regulation of DNA-templated transcription
Cellular component (GO): nucleus; SAGA complex; NuA4 histone acetyltransferase complex
Molecular function (GO): transcription coregulator activity; protein binding
Source: RefSeq, a predicted model, not a curated record